Molecule: messenger RNA, 3915 nt
Organism: Haliotis rufescens (red abalone)
Lineage: Eukaryota; Metazoa; Mollusca; Gastropoda; Lepetellida; Haliotidae
Product: E3 SUMO-protein ligase ZNF451-like
Exons: 10
Coding region: 90-2792 (900 amino acids)
Source: RefSeq, a predicted model, not a curated record
GGAAGAUUUUCCUGAAUUUAGAGGAACCGGGAAAAUUUGACGUCGUUUGGCCAGAACCGUAAGCAGAUGAUUGGCAUAGGAAUUGAAGAAUGGCGUCAUUUGACAGCUCUGUGGAGAUCAUUGAUGUGACAGAGAGUGAGAUGAUUCAAAGCCCUAUGAACAGAAAAUCCCGAAAGGACGACAAUGAUGAUGCACCAUCGCCAAGAUUUCCUCUGCUGGAAUCUGUGUCUGGCAGGUUUGAGCAGAACAGGAGGGAAAGAGAGGAACGCAUUGAACGUUUGAGGAAUAGACAAGAAGCUGAGAAAGCGCACUCUCUGUAUCUAAAGCUCAAUCUGUCAUCUCCGUAUGAGCUGCAACGAGCACGGCAUGUGGCUGAAUCCUGGGCCAAGAAAAAUAGUAGACAACGUCCACUGAUGACUGAACGCCAGCGCCAAGUUUUGCGACAAAUCGAAACUGUGGACAGAAGUAACACCCGUUCCCAACGAAUCCUAGCACCUCCCAGGCUAAAUGUCUCCAACAAUGCCAAUGACUACUCCGAGACCUGUCCGAUCAUUGGUUGUCAAGUCAAGUUCACGAGUCAACAAGAUCAUGAAAUGCAUGAACGCCAUUUUGAACAUUCCCCCUGCAACCCCCUGCUACACAUGCCCAAUGGCUGCCUGCCAGAUCACCCUCUAAGUUUUGUGUGCCCAAAGUGUGGAGAAAGUUUCCAGCGAAGCAUCGACUGUCAAGAGCACAUGGUGAUGUCGGACCACCUGAGUCUCUACCUCCCGCUGCCUGUGUGUGCCUACAUGUGUCCUCAGUGCCUGCUCUUCUUCCCGGAGAAGAUGCGCUGUCACAACCACAUGGAGGAACUGCUCCACUUCCAGGUGGCCUACCCCUUCAGUGAUGACCUCAACAGUAAUCCAUCAUCAUGUCCAAGGACUGUGCCAGUGACAUUAGAGUUGGCGCGUGACUUCAUCCAGAAGGUGAAGGCCAGAUGUCCAACCUUCACCUUGACCUGUGUGGAGUGUCAGGUGGUGGUAGGAAGUCAGCAGGAGUUGGAUCAGCACCGGCGGGAGAUGGAGGAGACGCACAUGUUCACAUCAUCAUCCACCUGUAACCUGGUUGAAAUAUUUGCGGAGUACCUAGGAGACAAAACCUGUGAUACCUGCCUACAGAUCUUACACACCCCACCUUCUGAUGGAAUCCAUAAUUGUGUAACUGGCAUGCAGGGAGUCAGCACCAACCUUAACUUUAACUCCUUCAAUGAGUUUGUACUUCGCUGUGGGCAUACACUCCAUGUGAGUCCUAAUGUACAAACAUUGUAUACAGAAGGACCAGGUAAAACUCAGCCUCUUAGCUUGGAUCCUUCUCCCUGUCCAACAGAACCUUCUACUUCAGGAUUGGCAGAAACUUCUCAAGGACAUGUGGACCUUCAUAGCCUUGCACCAGCAUCAGCAUCAGCAUCAGCAUCAGCAUUAGCAUCAGCAUCAGCAUUAGCAUCGCCAGGUGUUGUGGAAAUGCAGCAUCUUGAUUCAGCAUCCACCACAGCAGAUGUGGAAACUCAUCUUAAUAUGUCAGCAUCUUCUACUCCUGGAGGCACAGAUACUCAACGUCUUGUAUCCACAUCUUCAGAAAGAAGUGAUUCUUGUCAACUUGAUAAUGGGAGAAAGAGGUCCUAUGUAAUCGAAAUAUCCAGUUCCAGUGAAGAUGAGAUCUUAAACCUGACUUCAUCGGCUUGUAAAAGACGUAAACUUAAUGAAAAGUCAUCAUCAAGUGCUAAGAAAUCAAAGAAGGGCAAAAAAUCUAAGUCAAGGAAAGGAAAAUCUUUGACCAGUGAAUUUGAAGUUUCUGUCGAUAAUGAUACAAGUUUCUGCAAAGACAACAAUGGGAACGAUAAAAAUCGAGCCAAUGAGGAACUGGUUUGUUUAUCAAAAGCAGAGCAUCUUCAAUCCUCUCAUCAGGUUGCUUUGAAAGAAAAGCUUUCAUCCGAUUACAUCACCUCAUUGGCCCGUAAAGAACACUUGUCCAGCAGAACCUCUGAUACUUCCCCAAUAUGGGCCUCUUCUUUCAAAUGUAACUUGCCAAAGUCCCAUGUCACGGGUCCUUUGAAAGAAGGUCACUCCAGCUCUUCAUCAACAUCUUCAUCAUCAUCUGCCCAUCGUGUCAAGAUUGACCCCGUUCAUCUGUCAACAUUUUGUGUCCAAGGGGGAAAAGAUUGUGCUCAGUCAUCAGCCCAGCACUUGGCUCUUGGUCACACACUGAUGUCUUCUACAGAUGCAUCCAGAUCUCAGGCAGCAUCGGAUGCUGAGAGAGCAUCAACAUCGAACAGACCUAACUCUAUCAGCUCUUCCAGGUCCUUUGAAGCAUACCCUCACAACUUGGAUGAGAUGAAACUUGUUCUGUUUGUGGAUCUGGACAACUGGGGUGGCUUCUUCAAGAAACUUCCACGCAAUCUGCCAGAGAAGAGCUUUGUGUGGGGUUUCUAUGGAGGAAAGCAACGAUGGGUUCCACCAAACAAGAAUGUGAUAUACCAGAGGUUGGUUGAAAACAACUGUCUGCACAUCCAUGACCAGUGUGGUACCAGUAAGGAUGCUGCAGACUUCGCAAUAUGUCUGACAGUUGGGAAGAUGGACGAGCGGCUGCCUAAGCACAUCCCCUUCACAAUACUGUCGGGAGAUAAGGGCUUCCUUGAGGUGGAGAGACAAAUGAAGAUGUCAUCACGCAAGAUGGUUGUCAUCGACCCUCACAACGCUGAACAGCAUGACAACGAAGUGCUGUACACCAUGAUUAUCAGUGUGGCCAAUCACUAACCAUGCCUGAGGAACAACAUGGUUAACAAGUGUGUAAUACUGAACACACUGAUCAGUGUUCGAAACUAAGCAUGAAAGUCAGGAGGUCCUUGUCAUUAAAAGCCAAAGAUUUAGGGGUCCAGAUACUCUCUAGAUUCGAAAACUAUCGAAAACCUCAAGGACUCAUGGACCACACGUGGGAUCAUUUAGAUAAUGCUGCUAUGUGAUCUAAGAAUGGAUUCACUUCCACAAUCAUUGUGCUAGAGCUGUCUAUGGUUGAUUUGUGUCCCUUAUCAGGAUCAGUUUUUUUGUGGGUUUUCAAUCUUAAAUUCUCUCUAUAUAUUUAUCCUUGGUCAGCAAUCCGGUUCCUUUAAGGAUUAAGGACUAUGGCCUGUGUCACUGUGAUGGUCUUUGUUUUAAGAACACUUUGUGCAGAUGGCACCAAUUCGGUUUUUUUGUUUUACAAAUUGUUUUAUGCCUGUUGAUCAUAAGGCUCUCUUGAAAACACUUACACUUCCCACUUUGCUGUAUAAGUGCAAUAAUCUUGUAUGAAAUAUUCAACCCUAUUUCACCUCAUGUAAAACUUCCACCAUUCAGAUCUUUCAAUCAUCAUGCAAAUAUCUAUCAUACAGUUGUUUGGGACUAACUGGGAUUUUCUCUCAGUAUUUCUCCUAAGUAAUGUUGGCAUCUAUGAUUUUGAGAAAAAAUUGGUCUGUUUCUGUCUGUUUCUGUCAUUAUAGGUCUUUGAAAAAAGGUUAGAAACAAAAACUUAAAAGAAGUUAAAGAACACCCAAUUCUUUCAUACUAUUUGGUGAAAUAGUAUCUAGUAUCUAGUAAUAUGAAAUAAUCAGGUUUCUUUAAAUUCUUAGUAGUCCAUAAAUUUUCAUGAGAUACUUUGGUUUUCUAUUGACAAUACACAAUGUAGGGCAGAGGGGGAAUUUAUUCAUAUUUAGAGUCAGAACAUGCAGAAUUGGAUCGCAUUUGACGCGAGAUGUUCCUUUUCAGCUAUGUAUCUAUUUGUUCACAGACAGACAAAUAAAGUGAACAUGUUCUACGUUGCCAUACUGUCCUGUGACCAUCAGGAUCCUCAGUUCCUUCACAUGUUACUAAAAAAGAAACAUUAAAAAUUUUAAUUUUUGUUGUA